This is a messenger RNA of Mesorhabditis spiculigera, 681 nucleotides long. Lineage: Eukaryota; Metazoa; Nematoda; Chromadorea; Rhabditida; Rhabditidae. The record is from the annotation of a GenBank genome assembly.
AUGCCCGGCGAAUGGGCUCUCGGAACUGGCAAAUUCCGGCAGCUCGCCGUCGUCUGCCUGGCCACGCAGACGAAAUGGUGGAAAUUUUUAAUGGCGGUGGCCAAAUCGGUGAAGAUCAGCUGGGGCAUCCAGUGGUUCGAAACCCGUAAGGCUGCCUGGAUCAUGGCCACGACGCUAUGGGGUGGACACGUGUUGCUGGCCGUGUACAUCGGCUUGAGCGCGCCGAUAAACCUGACGGAAAGCCGGAAUGGACUCGAGUGGCAAACCGAUGAUUACGACAAGAUUCUGGGCCACUACGCGUCCUGCAUGUGCCCGUCGGCCGGCCUGAUCGCUCUUGUGAUCCAUGGCGUUUGGUUGUUCCGGGCCGCCUGCCAACCGGCAACCCGCGAGCGAAUCGGGGAUGGCCUGCACGUCCGAUUCACCAUGCCGUUCGUGAAUGGCAUCGCGGCGCUGUGGAGCAGUCUGCCACUAUUGUAUAUGUGGCUGACGAUGCAGACCACGCUGAAGAAGUUAGACACUCCGAUGUAUCGGAUGUUGUUGAACUUUGGCAUUGGGCUCGAUGCGGUCUUCACCGCCUGGAUCAAUGCUGCUCUGUACCGGAACAUCAUCUUGUGCCGGGGCAGCCCCCGACAAGAGGCGGUGGAGGAGCUUCCACUUGAGGAAGUCGUGGUCCGGGAGGCC